Molecule: messenger RNA, 1017 nt
Organism: Seminavis robusta
Lineage: Eukaryota; Bacillariophyta; Bacillariophyceae; Naviculales; Naviculaceae
Source: the annotation of a GenBank genome assembly
AUGAUGAGAAAGACUGAUGCAGCGGACGCAGAAAAAGACGAAGAGGACGACUUGAACCUACUCGAUUUAUACAGCAGCAAUAAGGACAACGAUGAAGGUGACAUCGAGGUUGGAAACGUCAAGAAGAAGAAGGUUGUGGUGAAAGAUGCCGCAGUUGCUGGGAUCAUUGAUCUAGCCAUUCUUCAACAACAAGAUGAUCAUUCACCCAAGAUUUGCCUCAAGACAUCCACGAGCAUCCCUGAAGUUUCCACAUGCAACGCAGAAAACUGCAGCCAUACAGCUCAAGCUCAGUCUAUUCUAGACACACCAGUGCAGUAUCCCGAGUUUACGAGACAUCAAGGCAUCCACCCAGCUAUUCCGGGAGCCAUUGCCGUGGAUGGGCCAGGGUUCCGUGACGACAUAGAAGACGAGAGCGAUGAUGGAAUCGAUGAGGACCGGACCAGUGAUGUCAUUAUUGCUCAUCCAGUCCAUGAGGACGAAGUGGAUGGGUUACUAGUACUGCAAAAUGCCGUGCCGCACAUGUCAUUCCAAAGAAUCAAAGAAUAUUGGAGGAGAAGGUUAUUUGUGGCACUCUCCAUACAGACAAUAGUGGGCAUGGCGGCGGUGGCAAUCAUUCUGGCAGUAUUCUUCUUGGUCGUUUGGACCAGACAUAGCAGCAGUCCAUUGAUACUACAGCAAGAACAGCAGAACGGUGGAAGGAUUCAAAGUCCAUCCUCUGCCCCAAUCAUGGCAACAACCCCAGCACCAACAACAACCUUGCUGGAUGUGCUCCAUCUACCUAAUUACACGCUCAGAGCCAUCAUGGAUGACCCAGAGUCACCCCAAUCCAAAGCAAAUGAAUGGCUGAUCAAUGCUGCGGGUGAAACCAGCAUUCAUCUCCUUCCAGAAUGGAAAUUACGACAGCUGUUUGUACUGGUCACCUUUUACCAUUCAACCAAGGGUGACUAUUGGGUCAAGAAGCAUUGCUGGUUGGAUUGGAAAAACAAACGACUGCCAUUGGGAACAAGUUCCCACUGA